This is a messenger RNA of Ceratotherium simum simum (southern white rhinoceros), 986 nucleotides long. RefSeq names its product cytochrome b5 type B (gene CYB5B). Gene Ontology annotation, molecular function: heme binding. Gene Ontology annotation, cellular component: intracellular membrane-bounded organelle; mitochondrial outer membrane. NCBI's taxonomy places the organism in Eukaryota, Metazoa, Chordata, Mammalia, Perissodactyla, Rhinocerotidae. The record is from RefSeq and is a predicted model, not a curated record.
CGACGGCCUUCUGGGCCAUGGUUACGGAAGCCGGGGAGGGCUGAGUGCAAGGUCUACGUCUAGGAAGUUAGCGGCGGAAACUCGGAAAGCGGUGGAGAACAGGUAUCUUAGGCCCAAUGGCGGCUGUGGAGGCAAGCGGCAGCGAUGGGAAAGGGCAAGGAGUGGAGUCCUGCGUCACCUAUUACCGAUUGGAGGAGGUGGCGAAGCGCAACUCCUCGGAGGAGAUAUGGCUGGUGAUCCACGGACGAGUCUACGAUAUCACUCGCUUCCUUAACGAGCAUCCUGGUGGAGAAGAGGUUCUGCUAGAACAAGCUGGUGCAGAUGCAAGUGAAAGCUUUGAAGAUGUAGGCCACUCCUCUGAUGCCAGAGAAAUGCUAAAGCAGUACUAUAUCGGUGAUGUGCAUCCGAGUGACCUUAAACCUGAGGGUGGUAGCAAGGACCCUUUGAAAAACAACACGUGCAAAAGUUGCUGGUCGUAUUGGAUUUUCCCCAUCAUAGGCGCUGUUCUCUUAGGUUUCCUGUAUCGUUACUACACGUCGGAAAGCAAAUCCUCCUGAGGAGACCUUGUUGGAGUCUGGAAAGCAUACGCACUUGGGAGUGGAAACUAGAGACUUGUUUGGAGGCUGCAGUGGUAUCCUCUUCUUGAAUUCUGCCAGUUGUAUUUUUCCCCCUUGGAGCCCAGACGAUUGGCCACACAUCCACCUCAGACACGGGGCCAGUGUCCUUCGUCUCUCAGAGUCUUACUCCCAAAGCACCUGCCCGUUUUUCUGUAUCCUUGCCAGUGUGUCCUCUCUUCACUGGUUUGCACGAACACCUUUACAUUUCAAAACUUUCUUUUAUAAUUACAAUCCAUAUGUCCUAGUGACAUUGCCUUUUGGUAACAAUGCCUGCUUUCCAAUACUUUGAAUGCACCCUAGACAUUCUUAACAGGGCAGCAUACUCUGGUUUUGAAGCUUUUCUUUUUCCAUUUUUCUUUUAAGUAAAUU